Messenger RNA from Cylindrotheca closterium, 582 nucleotides. The record is from the annotation of a GenBank genome assembly. Lineage: Eukaryota; Bacillariophyta; Bacillariophyceae; Bacillariales; Bacillariaceae.
AUGCCAUCCCCUACCGAACAAACGUUGGAAUCCCGUCUGUUGGACUUGGAAUCCAAACUGGGAUUUGGUUUACCCACCGUCACCAAGAGCGACAUUGCUCAACGAUUGGAUAAGGUCCAAACUGCUGUCAACCAACAAACCACUGCUGCCUUUCGUGAAACUUGGAACGAAUCUCAAGCGCUCUUUAAGGAACUCGAUCCUGGUAUGGCCUUGACGCACCAACAACAGCCAUUACUUUAUCGAAGACAGGAAGUGUUGGCUUCCGCUGCUACUCUUGACAAGGAUAUGCAAGAAUUGAGCAAGAUUAUGCACUUGUUGCAACCACACACUGAAAAAGGAAAGGGGCUCCGGGAAGAUCAAGUCACCCAAGCACCCAUUUUGACUUCCUACCAAAUUACUCCCAGUGACGAACAACGUUUGGAUCAGGUUCGAUUGACCAUGGACGACUUGUCCAGGAGAUUGCAACAAGUCAUAGUCAGGACAGAUGCCAUGUUGGAAUCUUAUCAUACCAUCAUGGCGGUGGCUUCCGAGAAGGUUGUCAUGGCAGAUGAAACCAUCAAGGCAAAGGAACGAUCGUCAUAA